GGGUGGACUACACUGUUGUCUUCGCAAACUUUUUCUGAGGGCUCGAAAGGCACGACGGCCAACAACAUUACACCAACAAUCUUGACCCAAAUAGAUUUCCAAGAUAGCCUCUAGGGCUUUGGGAUACUAUGUUUGACUUCGACGAUGAUGCCUCAAGGCAUGAGAAAUGCUACACGACCUUGACCCAGUUACCUGCCUCUAUUGACCCCAAUCAACCGCCCAAAAAGAGGUCCCCGUUCUCCACUAUUCUGGGCCAUCCGUUUAUACAUACGACAGAGGUCAUUCUCCCAGAGGAAGUCUACUCCUCCGUCCAGAGCGCACUUGAAUUAAAGCUACAGAAGCUUCGAUAUGGACGGGUGUUCAUGUCUCUUUCUUCCCUACUUGAGGGGGAAUUCUUUAAUGCAUACAUCAAGUCAGGGAAUAUCCUAAUGGUCUCCGAGGGGCGAUCUGGCUUGGACAAUGUAUUCACUCUAAAAGAUGGGAUCUUGAGACUCGAACUCGGCAAGGAGGUCUUUGAGCGCACAGGACUCACAGGCAAACCUAUUCGCAGUGGAGCUAGAAAGCACGCAAAGGAAAGAUAUGGUGUGGAGCUCAACCUACGUCUGCCAUCUAUGCUCCACGGAAAGAAAGGUUUUGAGCGAAUAGUAUGGGCGUUCAAGAACGUCCUCAACCAUUCCGUAGCCUGGCUAUUCUACGACCUGGCGCCGUCAGCAAACGGCAUCUCCCAAGACGAUACUUCCCUGAAAGGAAACCACCCACACAUCAUCGACUGCCAGCCCACAAAGACCGCCCACAGCAACGUCCUCGUCCCGCCCUUCGACGGGCUCAACCCCGCAGCACAAGCCCCAGAAGAAGACCUACGCGACCACUUAGAAGAGCUUUCCGAGUGGCUCGCAAUGGUAUCACUUGGCUCCCCGCGGGUGCAGAAAGACGACGAAGUAGACCCAUACCUCUGCCGGUACAGCGUACCUCGCGCAGACGAAGCGAGUGCGUCGAACCUCGUCAGCCUGAAAUGGCACGGGUUUAUUCCUCCGGCGUGGAUUAUGCAGCUGUUUGUGCUUCUGUUAAGGGAGACCUCCUCCUCGGCACAGGGUUGGUUUGCGCUUUCGUCGAGUGCGCUGGGAAGGACGGCAGUGGAGGCGAAGGAUGGGUAUAGUGUAUUGGUCUUGCCGUCUGUAUCUAGCUCUCAAAUGGGUGGAGAACAAGUGGCAGAUGAGACGUCCAAGGAUGGCCGACGGUCUAUUUGUUGGGAGUUUGUUGGCGCAUCGGUUUUGGGGAUUUGAUUGUCUCGCGCCGAACAAACGUGGUAGAUUAUGGACAUUGUCGGAUGGCGUUGAAUGAACUCUUAUAGAUAUUAGGUUUGAGUUAUCUGGAUGAGAUCG
Messenger RNA from Aspergillus campestris IBT 28561, 1382 nucleotides. Its product is annotated as ribonuclease P protein subunit p40. Gene Ontology annotation, biological process: tRNA 5'-leader removal; tRNA 3'-end processing; endonucleolytic cleavage in ITS1 to separate SSU-rRNA from 5.8S rRNA and LSU-rRNA from tricistronic rRNA transcript (SSU-rRNA, 5.8S rRNA, LSU-rRNA). NCBI's taxonomy places the organism in Eukaryota, Fungi, Ascomycota, Eurotiomycetes, Eurotiales, Aspergillaceae. Gene Ontology annotation, molecular function: ribonuclease P activity; ribonuclease MRP activity. Gene Ontology annotation, cellular component: multimeric ribonuclease P complex; ribonuclease MRP complex. Bases 129 to 1283 code for a protein of 384 amino acids. The transcript has 7 exons. The record is from RefSeq and is a predicted model, not a curated record.